Medicago truncatula (barrel medic) is the source of this 1476-nucleotide messenger RNA. RefSeq names its product probable protein phosphatase 2C 8. The transcript is spliced from 10 exons. Gene Ontology annotation, biological process: protein dephosphorylation. NCBI's taxonomy places the organism in Eukaryota, Viridiplantae, Streptophyta, Magnoliopsida, Fabales, Fabaceae. Bases 195 to 1058 code for a protein of 287 amino acids. Gene Ontology annotation, molecular function: protein serine/threonine phosphatase activity. The record is from RefSeq and is a predicted model, not a curated record.
ACAUUUUUGGUAAUAAAGUGAAUAAAUGACAAUUUCUGAAUUUAGGACACCCGAUAUUAGUUUUUAGUUAAGAAAGAAAAUUAUUUGCCUAAUUAUUUUUGUUGAAAGAAGAGAAGAGUAAAGAGAGUCCUAAAUUUCUAGGGUUUUCAUCAAUUUCCCCAAAUCCCCAUUUCAAAAAAAAAAAAUCAAAGAAAAUGAACGAAUUGAUAACAACCCAUAAACGUGAAUCCGAUUCAGAAAACAAAGACGAAAUUUCUGCAUCGAAGAAGUUAAGGGUUGAAUCUUCGAAAGAAAAUGGUUCAAAGGAAGUGACUUUCCUCAUUGAAGCGGAUGCUGCUGAAGAUAAAGGGUUGAGACAGACUAUGGAAGAUGAAUGGGUUGUUCUGAUUGAUGCUGUUAAAGAUUACCCUGGAAAUUUGAGAUGUGCUCACUUUGCAAUUUAUGAUGGGCAUGGGGGCCGGUUAGCUGCAGAGUAUGCUCAAAAGCAUUUGCAUGGGAACGUCCUCGCAUCAGGAUUACCACGUGAGUUGUUGGACGUAAAGACUGCUAAAAGAUCUAUACUUGAUGGUUUUCGUAAAACUGAUGAGUCUCUUCUUCAAGCAAGUGCUGAAGGGGGAUGGCAGGAUGGUGCUACAGCCGUAUGUGUUUGGGUAUUGGGACAAAAAGUUUUUAUCGCAAAUGUAGGAGACGCCAAAGCAGUUUUAGCUCGCUCAACGAUACCUGAUGGAUCCAAAGAUAACUCAGAUGGAGUCCCUGCUCUCAAGGCCAUUGUUUUGACAAGAGAACAUAAACCUAUAUUCCCACAGGAACGUGCACGCAUUCAGAAGGCUGGUGGUAUUGUGAGCUCAAAUGGACGAUUACAAGGGCGUCUUGAAGUAUCUAGGGCUUUUGGAGAUCGCCAGUUCAAAAAGGUGGGACUUGUUGCAACCCCAGACAUCCAUUCUUUUGACCUUACUGAUAGAGAUCGUUUCAUCAUUCUUGGUUGUGAUGGCUUGUGGGGGGUUUGUGUCAGGUAUUUGGUCCCAGUGAUGCUGUUGAUUUUGUUCAGAAGUUAUUGAAAGAGGGACUAUCUGUAACAACUGUGAGCCGCCGUCUUGUAAAGGAAGCUGUUCGUGAGCGCCGCUGCAAAGAUAACUGCACUGCAAUUGUCAUUGUAUUCAAGCAAAAUUAAACCAUCACAUGUGUUAUACUAGCUGGCGUAUCAAUAGAAAUGAGUUUUGUUUUCAAAAUUGUUUUCUAUAAGCAAUUCAUGAAUUUCCAAUCACCGCCAACAAGUGGUAACACUGAACGGAUAGUAAAGUUAUUUGGUUACGGCGUGCUUGCAUGAUUGUUAUAAUUGUAGUACAUGCUGAUGCUGAUGUUGAAGCAGUAGUAGAUUAUUUGAUAUAUAUGAUGAACCUGAGAUUAUUGUGAUCCAUGAUAUGUUAUGCAUGUAUAUGCUACAAUUAGUUAUGUCAAUUGAUAUCUUCAAGUGGA